Aethina tumida (small hive beetle) is the source of this 1463-nucleotide messenger RNA. RefSeq lists its product as uncharacterized. NCBI's taxonomy places the organism in Eukaryota, Metazoa, Arthropoda, Insecta, Coleoptera, Nitidulidae. The transcript has 6 exons. Gene Ontology annotation, molecular function: S-adenosylmethionine-homocysteine S-methyltransferase activity; zinc ion binding. Gene Ontology annotation, biological process: S-methylmethionine cycle. The record is from RefSeq and is a predicted model, not a curated record. The coding region runs from base 199 to 1239 and encodes 346 amino acids.
AUCGCUGAGCAUUAUUGUGUGGGAGAUCGGACUCGAGUGUUCUUCUCACAUCGGCGGCACGUGCACGAAACUAUUGUACUCCAAACGGUGGUAAACACGUUCGCAUAGUGUGUUCGGCGGUUUUGCGGCUCGUCCUCACCUCACCAACCUUUCAUCCUACAGUCCAGUUCGAUCGGCUAAUUCUCGCACAAAGCGAACAUGGCCCCACCAGGUGUAAGCAGCUCCUCAGAAGGCAACGGCCCCAAGCACCAAAUGAACGGGACAUCGGAAAAGAAAAUCGUCGUCUUGGACGGCGGUUUUGCCACCCAGUUGAGUUGCCACGUGGACAAACCGAUCGACGGAGAUAUCUUGUGGAGCUCCAGGUUCCUAGCGACUGAUAAAGAAGCUGUGAUAAAUUCCCAUCUUGAUUUUCUCAGGGCCGGAGCUGAUAUUAUCAUGACCAACACGUACCAAGCAGACGUUAAUUUGUACGCCCAACACUUAGACAUGACCAGAGAACAAGGUUACAACCUUAUUAAGGAAUCGGUGGAGCUAGCCAAAACUGCCAUCAAGAGAUACGCCGAAGAGUUUCCGUUUUCCAGACAGCCCUUGAUCGUUGGAUCGGUGGGUCCGUACGGUGCUUCGCUGCACGAUGGCUCGGAAUAUUCCGGCUCUUAUGCGAAAACAACGCCUCUAGAAGUAAUGAGAGAGUGGCACUUACCCAGGAUAACCGCCCUAGUUGAAGGGGGUGUAGAUAUUUUGGGCCUGGAGACGAUACCGUGCAAAGCUGAGGCAUUAAUGCUGGUGGAGUUAUUGAAGGAAAAGUUUCCGGGGGUUAAAGCUUGGUUGUCGUUUAGUAUCAGUUCAGAUGGAAAGACGAUAGCAAACGGGGAUAAUUUCCAGGAAACCGCAAAGUUGUGUUAUGACACGAAUCCUAGUCAGUUGGUGGCGGUUGGAGUGAACUGUUUGGCUCCCAGAUUUGUGGAAAACUUAAUAUCUGGUAUAAAUAAGGAUAGAAAAAAGAAUCCCAUUCCCCUUAUUGUUUAUCCCAACAGCGGUGAGAAUUACAACGUGGAAUUGGGUUGGAUUAACAGGGACAAAUGCGAGCCGGUUGAAACGUAUGUGAGCAGGUGGCUGGACUUGGGUGUUACCUGGAUAGGGGGUUGUUGUAGGACCUACGCGAUAGACGUCAGCAGGAUAUGUAGGGAAGUGGAGAAGUGGAGGAGGAAUGAACAGGAAAAGCAACAUCCAUCAUCAUGAUCCGUUCAGACUGAACUACACAGAGCAUACAAUGUUAUAGUUAUUUACAAAAUGAUGUAAAAAUUAUGUAUGUGAAUCUAUAUUUUUCUAAAUUUAAUUGAGCUACUUCUAAUUGUAUCAAGUACAAAUAUUUUAUAUGAUCUUAUGUAAUUAUGUUUAUUAAACAUAUGUAUGUAUAUGGGAAUGAAAGAUCUCUUUUGUGAAUAAACGUAAGUUAUAAAUUC